Messenger RNA from Propithecus coquereli (Coquerel's sifaka), 1065 nucleotides. It is a transcript of the gene NEGR1, whose product is annotated as neuronal growth regulator 1. The transcript is spliced from 11 exons. The record is from RefSeq and is a predicted model, not a curated record. The coding region runs from base 1 to 1065 and encodes 354 amino acids. Lineage: Eukaryota; Metazoa; Chordata; Mammalia; Primates; Indriidae.
AUGGACAUGAUGCUGUUGGUGCAGGGUGCUUGUUGCUCGAACCAGUGGCUGGCGGCGGUGCUUCUCAGCCUGUGCUGCCUGCUACCCUCCUGCCUCCCGGCUGGACAGAGCGUGGACUUCCCCUGGGCGGCCGUGGACAACAUGAUGGUCAGAAAAGGGGACACGGCGGUGCUUAGGUGUUAUUUGGAAGAUGGAGCUUCAAAGGGUGCCUGGCUGAACCGGUCGAGUAUUAUUUUUGCGGGAGGUGAUAAGUGGUCAGUGGAUCCUCGAGUUUCAAUUUCAACUUUGAAUAAAAGGGACUACAGCCUCCAGAUACAGAAUGUAGAUGUGACAGAUGAUGGCCCAUACACGUGUUCUGUCCAGACUCAACAUACACCGAGAACAAUGCAGGUGCAUCUAACUGUGCAAGUCCCUCCCACAUUGGUAAAUAUCUCUUCAGACUAUAUUAUGGCAGAGGGCAGAAGAGUUAACGUACACUGCUUGAGCCUAGGAGUUCCAGAUGAAUACUAUACCUGGCGGCAUUAUAACCCUUCCUCAAAACCAUUUGAAAAUGGACAAUAUUUGGAUAUUUAUGGAAUUACAAGGGACCAGGCUGGGGAAUAUGAAUGCAGUGCAGAAAAUGAUGUGUCAUUCCCAGAUGUGAAAAAAGUAAAAAUUGUCGUAAACUUUGCUCCUACGAUUCAGGAAAUUAAAUCUGGCACCGUGACCCCCGGACGCAGUGGAUUGAUAAGAUGUGAAGGUGCAGGUGUGCCGCCUCCGGCCUUUGAAUGGUACAAAGGAGAGAAGAAGCUCUUCAAUGGCCAACAAGGAAUUAUUAUUCAAAAUUUUAGCACAAGAUCCAUUCUCACUGUUACCAAUGUGACACAGGAGCACUUCGGCAACUAUACUUGUGUGGCUGCCAACAAGCUAGGCACGACCAAUGCGAGCCUGCCUCUUAACCCUCCAAGUACAGCCCAGUAUGGAAUUACCGGGAGCGCUGAUGUUCUUUUCUCCUGCUGGUACCUUGUGUUGACACUGUCCUCUUUCACCAGCAUAUUCUACCUGAAGAAUGCCAUUCUACAAUAA